AUGAAGUCGAAGCCCAGUCUGAGUGACGUUGAAUUCCAGCCAUCGAGCGGAGCUGGCAAUGCUCGCCCAACACGGCGACGACAGGAACAUUAUGGAAAUAUAUCGUCAAGCGCAUCGAUCGUUCAAGGAUCGUCCGAUGAACCACGACACUCCAGACCACGACGUUCCCUACGGCAUCAGCGCCAUGCCCUGGCCGGCGAGGCUGACAAGGCAUGGAGUCACAAGAGUGCCGAUAGUUCUUCCGAGUCACCACCCGCACACUCGCAAACUACGACAAUCUCAGCAGGGAAUGAAAACACCUCGAAUUUGCUACUCUGGGCAUUGGCGAAGAGCACGACCGCUGACAGCGUCGCCGUGGCCAUGAUCAAAGGCAGCCACAGCGCCAACGAACCCCAGAAUCAAGAAAAGACGACUCGCAGCAACUCAACCGUCCCCAAACCCCGAAUCAGCAUUUUCCACAGCCCCAGUGCGAACAAGUUGCAGCUAAAAGCCACUUUCCACAGCAUCUUCUACCCGAAACAACUACUCACCUCCUUCGUUCCCAUCCUCUUCCUCCUGCUCAACGUUCAACCAAGCUCCGAUGUUCAGCUUGCAGAGCAUGCAUUACAUCUGGCUCAACUUGGCACGACCUCGAAAGACGAAAGAGCGGUCCGUGAAGCACUGCGAGUCUACCAGGCCACGGUCAUUCAGCUUCGUCGACGACUCUCUCAGCCAAACGCCGUAUUGAACGACCAGGUCUUCGCCGUGGUCCACCUAUUACGGAUCUGCGAGACAUACUCAGCCAUCUCACACGAUGAAUCCGGACGGAGGCGACACCACGAAGGAAUCGGACAACUACUCGUUGCGAAAGGACCGAAACCUUUUAACCACGUCAAGUCUUUACCCUUACGCAUCAGCCUGGAAAUCUACCAGCAGUCGCAACUUUGGGAGUUGCUGGCUGCACGUCGAAAAGGCCACACGAGCACUCCGGAAUGGACCGACCUUACGCGUGACGACAAGUGCAAAUGGAGGCUACCGCAGUUGACGAGCUUUGUGUUGCAGUUGCCGGAGAUAUUGCAGAGGGCGGAUGAUUUGAUUACAGGGAAGGAGGAUGCUGCGGAAGGGGAUGUUCUGGAUUCUCUGAGCGAGAUUAAGGGCUUUGAGGGCGGCCUACGGCGGUGGAUGAGUCGGUGGUACGUCGAGAAUCCUGGAGUGCCGUACCGGAAGGUCAAGAUGGAGACAUGCCCAUGGAUGAAGCCCUUGACAGAUCGAAAAGCUCCGCCCGUCUUCGCGUCCGCGUACGAAUUCGCAGGCACAGCCACCGCAAAAGCCCAUCAAUUAUUCUGGAUGGCGCUGUUGGCUUCCUCAGAGGCGACCAAAGACCUCGCGGAUCUGCUGCCCGAUCCCUUGCCACCGCACAGCACAUACGAAGAGCAGGAAAGUCGGCUCUUGGACGAGAUCAACGAAUCCGCGGACAAUCUCUGCAUGACGGCCGUGUACAUGUCGCAACCCGACAACGGCGUCGACAGCUGGAUUGACGCCUGCCACUGUCUGCAGUUCGCCUCGCUUUGGUACGAGAAGAGUGGCUUGUCAGACAAGAGAGUCUGGUGCAAGAAUAUGAUCGAAGCUAUCGAGAGUCGCGGUAUUCGAGCCCCCGUCCUCAUAAGGCGCAGAAAGCUACCCAAGUGA
Messenger RNA from Zasmidium cellare ATCC 36951, 1668 nucleotides. RefSeq lists its product as uncharacterized. Bases 1 to 1668 code for a protein of 555 amino acids. The transcript has a single exon. NCBI's taxonomy places the organism in Eukaryota, Fungi, Ascomycota, Dothideomycetes, Mycosphaerellales, Mycosphaerellaceae. The record is from RefSeq and is a predicted model, not a curated record.